UACUUUCCUGAGAUUGACUCCAAUGACCCUUCUCCUUAUUCUGGCCUUUGGACAACUGUUUUUAUGCUACUCAGUUUGGUGGAAAUACAACUCGCAAAAAUAGACACCACUGGAGAAGUUUGUUACAUUCCCAUCCCCACUGCUGAAGACCCUAUCAAUGAUAACAGGAGUGUUGGAGAUUGAUGAAAUCAAAAUCAAA
This is a messenger RNA of Geodia barretti, 199 nucleotides long. The record is from the annotation of a GenBank genome assembly. Lineage: Eukaryota; Metazoa; Porifera; Demospongiae; Tetractinellida; Geodiidae.